Messenger RNA from Rhodotorula graminis WP1, 5087 nucleotides. RefSeq lists its product as uncharacterized. The record is from RefSeq and is a predicted model, not a curated record. The coding region runs from base 1 to 5031 and encodes 1676 amino acids. NCBI's taxonomy places the organism in Eukaryota, Fungi, Basidiomycota, Microbotryomycetes, Sporidiobolales, Sporidiobolaceae. The transcript has 6 exons.
AUGGACGACUCGGGCGCGUCCCUCUGCCGGUUCACGGAUCUAAGCCUGCGCAAGUUCCAGGCGCAGAAGAAGGCGACCCAGGGCGGUGCCGCCGCCUCAGCCGACACGACCCACCCCUCCUCGCCCUCGACUCGCACCGACGCGACCAGCGUGCCCGCGAGCCCCGCGUCGAGCAUCGCCAGUGUCCUCUCACGCGCACCACCGACCCUCGCACGCUCGCCAGCUCCGCCACCGGCACCCUUGCCUAACCGCCAGCUCGCCUCCCCACCAUUUCCUCGACCCGAACUCGCCGCACCUACGCCCCGACAGCCUGCGCCGGCUUCAGCCACGGCCCGUCUCUUUUCCCCUCCACCCACUCUGUCCACCUCGCCUGCACCCGCACCCGCACCCACAAUUGCGCCCGCCGCACCUCCUCCCGCACGCGCGCACCCGCAAGUGCACGUCCCCGCCCCGAUGCAGGCCGCCGCCGACUACUUUUCGCGCAUCCUGUCGCCGCCACCUGCGCGCUCGCAGCCCCUCAAGGCGCAGCAGCAGCAGCAGCGCCAGGUCGAGCCCGAGGGCCGGUCCGGGACGCCGUCAUCGUCGGCGCGCACCUCGUCGACGGGCGUCCUCGUCUCGCCCGAGCCGCCCUCGUCGCCUUCGUACGGGGCGAGCUCGACCUCGAGCGUGCGACCGCAGCCGCAACAGCCGCAGGAGCCGCAGCACGACGCGUCGCAGCUCGCCUCGCGCGUGCGCGAGCUCGAGGCGCUCCUCGCCGACGCGCCCGACCCGCGCGAGCUCGAGGGCCUGCGUGCGCGCGUCGAUGAGUGCGAGGGCCUGCUCGCCGAGGCGCCGGACCCGAGAGAGGUCGAGGGCCUCAGGGUGAGGGUCGAUGAGUGCGAGGACGAGUGCGAGGAGCUGAGGGCGAGGAGUCGGGGCGACGUCGAGCGGAUCGCGAACCUCGAGCGCGGCGUCUCGAUCGCGCGCGCCGCCCUCGCCGAGCGCCGCGACGAGCUCGACGCGCGCGAUGCCGAGAUCGACGACCUCGUCGAGCGCCUCGCACGCUUCGAGGAGCAGGACCUGCCCGCCCAGGUCGCGCAGCGCGACGCCCGCAUCGCCGACCUCGAGCGCGAGCUCGACGAGGCGCGCGCGCAGCCUCCUCUCGCGCCUGCGCCGGAGCCGGAGCCGGCCCCCGCGCCCGAGCCUGCGCACGACGAGGCCGCCGCAGCCGAGCUCGACGCCCUGCGUGUCUCGCUCGACGCGGCCGAGUCGCGCGCCGAGGCGCUCGAGCAGGCGCUCGUCGCCCUGCGCGCCGAGACGUCCGGGUCGGCCGAGGCGUUCCGCUCGCGGUGCGAGGAGCUCGAGGGCCUGCUCAGCCGGGCUGAGCAACGUGCGGAGGACAGCGGGCGCGAGCGGGACGCGCUCGGCGAGGAGAAGCGGACGGGCGAGGAGCUGAGGGAGCGGCUGAGUGGCGAGAGGGACGAGGCGCUGCGCGACGCGCGCGAGGUCAAGGAGGCGCUCGAGGAGAGGGUCAGGGCCGGCGAGGCGGACGCGCGGCGCGCGGAGGAGGCGAUGCGGGAGCGGGACGAGGCGAGGCGGGAGCUCGAGACGGCGCAGGCGGCGGCCCGGGCGGCCUCGCAUACGGCGGCGGGCGACGACCAGGACGCGGCGGUCGGCGCCGAGCAGCUGCAGGCUGCCGACGCCUCGCAACCCGCCGCCGCCGCCAUCGUCGUCGAGCGACUCGAGGCCCGCAUCGGCGAGCUCGAGCGCGAGGUCGAGGCGCACCUGUCGAGCAUCGACGAGCUCCAGGGGCGGUUUCAGCCUGCCGCCGACCUCGAGCAGCUCGUCGUGCGCCUGCGCGCCGACCUCGACGAGCGCGCACGGGCCGUCUUGCAGCUCGAGCUGCGCGUCAAGGACGGCGAGGAGUCGCUCGCGAGCGCGACGGCCGAGCUCGCCCAGCGCGACGAGACGCUCCGCUCGCUCGAGGCGCAGGUCGCGCAGGCGGGUGACGAGCGCGCAGACGCCGUCGAGCAGCUCGAGGCGGCGGUCAAGGAGCGCGACGCGGCGGUCGAGCGGCUCGAGAGCGAGGUCGAGCGCCUCGCGAGCGACGUCGAGACGCACUUGGCAACGAUCGCGGCGCUCGAGGCGCAGGUCAACGGCGUCGCUGUCGGCGCAGAAGCGGCGGCCCGGGCCGAGGAGCGCGUCGCCGCUCUUGAAGCUGACGUGGCGGCGCACCUCGCGACCAUUUCGUUCCUCGAGUCGGACGCCGCCGCUCGUGCCGCCGCCGCCUCGUCCCUCGAGUCGUCCCUUGAGUCGUCUCUCGCCACCGCCCAGUCCGACCUCGCCACCGCCCAAGCCGACCUCGACUCGUCCCGCACGACCGUCACCUCCCUCGAAACCUCCCUCGCCGACCUCCGCUCCUCGACCGCGACGCACACCGAGCGUGCCGCAGAGCUCGACCGCAUGAUUGAGCAGCUCGAAGGCGACAAGGCGGCGCUCGACGGCGAGCUCGACGCCGCACGGGCCCAGCUCGCCGCCGCCGAGAAGGAGCGUGACGAGGCCCGUGCGGCGGCGGACGGCGAGCGCGAGCGCGCCGAGGCGUUGCAGGGCGCUGUCGAGGAGUCGAAGGAGGCGCUCGCGGCGGCGCAGGCCGAGGCGGGCUCACUCCGGGACGAGAUCGAGUCGGUCCGCGCCGAGCUCGUCGCCGCCGAGGACCGAGCGGCCGCCGCCGAGCGCGACCUCGUUACGGCCAAGGAGAAGGCCGUCGAGGCCGAGGAGCAGAUGUCGUCGCUCAAGAACGAGCUCGAGCAGGCGCAACGCGUCAAGAAGGAGGCCGCAGACGCCGCCAAGAACGACAUCGACCAGCUGCGAGCCGACGUCGCCCGCCUGCAGGCCGCCGUCGACGAGAACCCGUCUGCGCGAGGUCGAGGCCGACUGCGCAAGCAGCUCGAGGCGCGCCCCGUACCUGUCGUCGCCGCCGCCGCCGACCCGUCUGCCUCGUCCCGCCCGUCGACGCCCGUGAACGCCACUCGCCUCAACUCGCUCGAGCGCGACCUCGGCGUGUUCAAGAACGUGCUCGCCGCGUCCGAGUCGCGCGCGACGGCGCUGCAGCACUCGCUCGAGGCGGCCGAGAAGGAGCUCGACGACAAGGAGGUCGAGCUGUCGCGCCUCGAGGGCGAGCUCGCCGCGUCGCACGCCAAGGAGCGCGAGCUCGAGUACUCGAUCGAGACGGUGACGUCCAAGGCGGCCCAGAGCGCGAGCGUCGCCGCCGACCUGCAGGACCGCCUCGACGAGCUCAAGGCGGGCGCCGCUUCGGGCUCGCGCUCGGGCGACGGCGCCGACACGCCGGCGCUCACCGAGGAGCUCGCAGACGUCCGGCGUGACCUCGCGAGGACGCACGGCGAGGCGCAGCAGGCGGUCCAAGCGAGGACGCUCGUCGAGGCCGACCUCGUCAAGGUCAAGGCCAGGGUCGACACGCUCGAGAACGAGCUGCGCGACAAGACCGGCGAGCUCGCUUCCGCACAAGGUCGCGCCACCACCCUCGACCAGCAGCUCUCGACCUCGCGAGCCGACGUCGAGCGCCUCACGUCGGCGCACGACGCCCUCCAGACGACCAACGCCGACCUCACGACCACGCUCGACGAGCUGCGCACCCAGCUGUCCGGCCUCACCUCGUCCUCGUCAUCCUCCACCGAGCAGACCCUCGCCCUCACGACCUCGCUCGCCCAGCUCCAGUCGUCCGAGUCGGCUCUCCGCGCCGAACUCGACUCGCUGCGCGCCGACCUCGCCGACGCUGAGCGCACCAAGCGCGAGGUCGAAGACGAGCUCGCCCUGUGCCGCGGCGAGGUCGAGGAGACGUCGGCGACGCUCUCGGCCGCCAUGGCCGAGCUCGACGCGACCAAGGACGAGGUCACCGAGCUCGAGCGCGCCGUCGAGCAGGGACGCGACAAGCUGCUGAGCGAGGGCGAGGCCAAGGCCAAGCUCGAGGCCGACGCAGCACGGCUCGAGGACGAGGUCAAGGCGCUGCAGGCGCGCGUUGCCGAGGCCGGCGAGUCGAGCACGGCGCUCGAGACCGAGCUGGCGUCGCUCAGGGCGACGCUCGAGGACAAGGAGGGCCUCGUCGCACGCCUCGAGGCCGACGCGGUCGAGCACGCCGAUACGGCCAAGUCGGACGAGCGCGAGUCGAACGAGCUCGAGGCGCUCCGGCAAGAGCUCGAGCUCGAGCGCGAGCAGCUCGGCGAGGCCAAGCAGUCGCUGCACGAGCUCCGAGCGCUGUACGCCGAGGCGCGGGACGAGGUCGACGCGCUGCGGUCCACCUCGCCCGGCGCACGCUCGCCGUCGCAGCCUGUUCCGCCUCCCGACGUCGACGACCUGCGCCUCCAGCUCUCGGACGCACAGGCCCGCAUCCGCCAGCUCGAGCAGGACAUCUUCGCGCUCGAGUCGACCCGGGUCAAGAUGCUGAAGGCCAACGGCGACCUCAAGGGCCAGGUCGAGAGCAUGAUGGCGGCGCUCGACGAGGAGCGCACCAAGGCGAGGACCAAGGAGCUCGAGCUCGCCGCGGUGCGCGCUCGUCCCGCGCGUUCUCCGUCUCGAGCCGGCCCGUCGACGCCGCCCUCGGCCGCCAACGUUCCCCUCCCUGCGACCCCGACCCGCACCCCGUCCCGCACGCACGCCCACCGCCGCACCGCGUCCAUCCUUCCCUCUGUCGACGAGCUGUCCGACCCGACUGCCGACACCGCCGUCGCCUCGAACGGCCGGCAACCCUCGAGCCUCGCACCGCUCGUCUCGCCGCCGCUUGUGCCCGUCGGCCGGCAGCAUGUCCGACAGGCGUCGCUCUCGCUCCUCAAGGCGCGCAUGGAGGACGAGUACGGCGUGCCGGACCUCGAUGCGGCAGGACCGCUCGUGUCGCCCGGUGCGGCGCCGGGCGCAGGACGAGGAGGAGGAGCAGGAGCGGGAGCGGGACCGGGCGCGAGGGCCAAGGUGGUGCGGGCGCCGCUCACGCACGACCUCGUGUGGUGCCACUGCUGCUCGGGAGACCUGCUCGUCGUAUAGAUUGUGUAGCUCGGAGACGAGGACGAGGAGGAGCAACUCGCAGCCGGCACUGUCCU